AUGUAUAAAAGGCUUGUUGGCGGUCUAAUAAAUCAUUCCUCUCCCAGUGUCGUCUCAUCGCAACUGGCGAUCAGGCGAACCGAAGAAGCAGUAAGAAGGCCGACAGCGACAAGCGAAGAAGACCGACGACGACGAGCACGAGAAGCUGAACAACGACCAACAAGAAGACCGAAGACAACAAGCAAGAACAUCGUCGAUGACGGAGGUCAAGGCCGAAACGGGGGGCAGCUCCAUGGGGUUCCACGGACGUCCGAUCCCGGUACAGAUGUGUAUCGAGGUCGGUCCCCGGGACCAUAUGUUCCCGGGACGUCGUGGAGAACCUGGUGGAAGCUGUUCUCCAACUUCCUCGUACUGAGGAAGGUGACAGAAGAAAGGGAGCAGCGGCUGAUUUUCUUGCAGGAGGUGGGCAACUCGAAUUAUGAGUUGCUGGAGUCCCUCCUGCAAGGACGAGAGUUGGAGGACGUGGAACUGAAGGAUCUUCGACAGGCUAUGGAGCGCCAUUACCAACCGAAGAAGUUGGUAUUAGCAGAGCGUUUCGGUCCUCAUGUCGAAGGUCCAGAAGCCAGGACAAGCCCUGCACGAAUACUACGCGGAGCUGCAGAAAGCAGCAAAUACGUGUAG
This is a messenger RNA of Cooperia oncophora, 621 nucleotides long. NCBI's taxonomy places the organism in Eukaryota, Metazoa, Nematoda, Chromadorea, Rhabditida, Trichostrongylidae. The record is from the annotation of a GenBank genome assembly.